AUGGCGCACGUCCAACAGGAGCAACCAAGCUCAUCACCAGGAUCCAGGCGAUUCAGAUAUGCCGAUCCGAAGAGUUUACCUAGCUACCCUUCUCUCGGCCUGCCGAGUGACGCCUCAGCUUCAGCAGCGGCUACCGUUGGAUGGUCCCGGAGACAGAGUCCCCGUCCGCCUUCGGUCAAACCCACACCCGAAAGGACUGUCCGGUCAUCAGCGGCUGCUGCGGCCUCUUUCGCCGCGGACUCGAAGGGAUCGCAAAAACGCAACCAGGCCGUCCGCGAGCUAGCCACGAAUACCGGCACGACCGCCUCCCCGCACCGUAAUAGUUUCUCUCAAGAAAACUGGGGGAGCUCGGCGGCAUGCUUAGCCUUCAAGUCUCAAUCCGCGCAGGCCACUCAAAGCACUAAGAUGAGACCUCGCCUCGAUAGCCGCUCGUCGCUGAUGGCAGCGCAAGAGGCAACGGCCUCGCGGCCGAGAUCAAUGUCGUCACCUCUCAUCAAGCAGCGUGCCGGUGGUGUGUCUGACACUAGUGCGGGCCAGAAAUGGUCUUUCGUUCCAGAGCUAUCCCCUUCGGCGGAAUCCGGCGCUAUCCCGGCUACGGCCUUGGAUCGCAGCAUGUAUACGUCUCACCCCCCGGUGAGCAUCGAGGUUGAAGAGAAGAGAAGGGCCAGCGAAAUCCACUCCUCGGCUGUAGCACUAGCGAGACAGGCAUAUCUACAACAACAGAAACUAGCGGAACAGCAGGCUCACGAUGAUGCUUACUCCGAUGAUAUGCGCAGUAGCACAGAUCUAGGCCAGCCUGAACCCGUGAAUCUUCACGAGGCGGCAUACAAGCUAGCACAAGAGCGACUGGAAAAACUCCAAGAAGAAUUUCGGAAGAACCGCGAACUUCAAGAGCAGAACACUCCCGAUCAAAUUCCAGCCCCUCUCCACCGAGUCGCCAACGCCCUGAGAAUACGUCACAGGUCCUCAAGUGAUAGCGAUUUACAACUUCGACGCCACAAUAGGACGUCGAGAGCCACGGCCAUUUUGCCGCCAUUGCAAUCCAAAGCCGACGAAGAGCAACGUCGAAAAGACCGCGAAGCCGUGCUCGCCGCGGCCCGGAAAAACGUCGAGUCUCAGCUCAGGGGCAUCGACGAAAGCAUAUACGAAGAGACGGGAAAGGUUCCCCCGUGUAAAUUGGCCGAAUGGGCUCCCAGGGCCGAGGCCAUCGCCCUGGCCAAGGUGGCGUCGGAGAUGCCUCCGCCGGGAAAGCGAGAUGUCGGGGGAGGAAUGUACGUAGCGCAGGACGAAAUCGACGCCGUUGCUGUCCGUAAGGUUAAGCCGAUUUUGAGGGAGAUGGACGUUCGUGCGGAGAAGGAGCAUGAGCGCCAACGAGUGUUGAAAGAAGAGCAGGCCGAGAAGCAGCUGGAGGCGAAAACAAAGAAGGUACAUCAGAGAGAGAUAAGAGACAUUUACCGGAAGCUCAAAGAAGGUCAGAAGAAAAAGGAUAAGGAGAGAGAGCAAGUACUUGAAGAAGAAGAUCGGAAAUGGAAGUCGGGCGACAGGGUCCUGCGGAUGGAGGAGGUGGAAGCGGCCCUCGUCGGCCCCACUGCUGCUCCCCGUGCCCCUUCCGGUACUGCCCUCGGUACUGCUGCCGUUAAUGCUUCCGCUACUGCUCCCGUCCCUGCUCCUGAUAAUCGCAGUAUAACAUCCACCGAAAUUGCGGAAUUUCGACUUAUAGCAAUGUCGGGUACUCAGAAUGGCGAGGCAGUCCCUACUCACCCAGAACCGUCACACGCCCUCCCACCGGUUCAAGAGCCGGAGAAUGCCUCCACCCCGAGAAGUAUUACCCCCGUCGAGGAGGAUUCUCCCGGUCACAGUAAAGAACCAGCCUUGUCACCAGGAAAGGUCAAGAACUGGAUCAAGGCAAGACUCUCCCGGCAGAAAGGAUCUCCAAAGGCUCUCGAGGAGUCAGAGAAGGGAUUUGUCGGCGGUUACACGGCGAAACUGCGGACUCCAGGUGGAAGUACGCACAGCCUUGUACCUGUCUCGUCGAUGAGGGAAGUGGCCGUCGCGGGAAGGGAUAGCCUGCCUCUCGGUGAGGCGCGAGAGAGCGAGGCCAAGACUGGUGACGCCGCAGCGGGACCGCAGUUGACUCGUAUAUCGAGCGCAAGCUCGGGCGGAUCGGAUGAGAGGUUUGUCGAUGCGAGAGAGACUCAAUCGCCGGCGACGCUUUCGCCUACUGAUAUACCGACGAGGGCUGUUUGGACGCCGCCGAUUGGGAAGAGUAGAAGUCCCGGGCGGGGCUCGCGGUUCAAAGAAAUUAUCGAUUGA
Messenger RNA from Scedosporium apiospermum, 2313 nucleotides. RefSeq lists its product as uncharacterized. NCBI's taxonomy places the organism in Eukaryota, Fungi, Ascomycota, Sordariomycetes, Microascales, Microascaceae. The coding region runs from base 1 to 2313 and encodes 770 amino acids. The transcript has 3 exons. The record is from RefSeq and is a predicted model, not a curated record. Gene Ontology annotation, biological process: eisosome assembly.